AUGUCGGUAGAUUUUUCGAAAAAGCAAGCAUCUUUACGCAUGCACGCAUGCGAUUUGGCCAGGACGUCUGGUAGCAAUUUACCCAAAUUACCUCCAAACGCAAAAUUCUACAGUCGUUGGAAACGAAAUCUUCAAAAGUUCAUUCUCGUCUCUGCUCAACAUCCUUUCACACGAUUAAUUUUACGCAGCCAGGCCGCCGUUGCCUUCGAAAAAAGAAGACAUUCAAGAUCAUCUAAUCAAUGGGUAAUUCACCCUUGUAGUAUGUUAAGAAUUGGAAAGAGUAGUGAUCCUGAAUAUUGGAAUAUUGUCUAUCCUAGUUACGCCAUUUGCAUCAUCGAUAUAUUUCUUAAUUUUAUUACUGGAUUUGUGUCCUCGGACGGACAUGAGAUUAUUCUUGAUUCUGGUUUAAUUGCACGACAUUAUUUGAAAGGAUAUUUCUUCAUUGAUUUUAUCAGCACGCUUCCCUAUAUGUGGUUCUAUCCAACACGUAUCUUAUCACCUGACACGGAUUCAAAUUUUGCGUUGCUUAUUGUUGAAUUUCUGCCUAUUUUGAAAAUAAUUCGCCUUCCUACAGUACGACGUAAUGUUCAACAAAUCAAUGCAAAAUUUGGUAUUUCUCAAGCUCAAGAGACAACAAUAUGGCUCAUUAUCUUAACAUUACUAAUUUUUCAUUGGAGUAGCUGCAUAAGUUACGUCUUUCCUUACAUCAUGAUGCAUUUUCAAGGAAAUUUGAUGAAAGAUUCAGAUGCGUAUUAUAUCACCACAGAGCUUUUUAAUAAACCAAGUUGGAAAACAUAUUUAAUAUUUGUGCAUAUUGGAGUAAGUAAUUUAAUUGGCUCCAAUUUUAUAGAAUUCAACGCCUUUGGAAGUUGUGAUAAUGUAAUACGAUGUACACUUUUAUUGCUGGGAAAAGCCUAUGCAUUCUAUCUGAUUGUAACUAUUCUGCAAUUGUUGGAAUCGUCAGCGGAACCAGAACUUAAAUAUCAAAGGAUCAUGCGUCAAGUAAAGGAAUAUAUUCGUCACAAAAAGCUUCCAUUAUAUUUGCAAGACAAGCUCAUCUUUUAUUACGAGUAUCGUUAUCAAGGCAGUUUCUUCAAGGAGAAUGUUAUAUUUGACACUCUUUCGAAUCAUUUAAAUCAAGAAAUUUUAUUUCAUAGCAGUCAAGGUUUACUAGACACCAUGAUUCUUCAUAGUUUGUCCCGCAAUAUUCUUGGUGAUUUAAUAAAUUUAAUGAAACCGGUGAUAUAUCUUCCAGAAGAUGUGAUUUAUAAAGCUGGCACUGAUAGUGAUUGCAUGUAUUUUAUAGUCAGCGGGACCGUCGUACUGAUCACAUUCUCAGGAAGAGAAAUAUGUCAUUUAUACGAUGCUGAUCUUGGCGAAGCUGCCAUGGUCCAUCCGGAUCGACGUAGAAGGGAAUCGGUCAUCGCUCUGGAAGUUUGCGAACUGCUUCGCCUGCAUCGUCGCGAUUUUAAGCGCCUCUUUGCCAAGAAUUCGGAUUUCUAUAACAGUUUGGAACAUAUUGCACGAGAACGUAUGCAAAGGAUUAAAAAAAUGGAUGAGGAGAAUGAGCAUCAGAACAAAUAAAAAUUAAA
Molecule: messenger RNA, 1592 nt
Organism: Nylanderia fulva
Lineage: Eukaryota; Metazoa; Arthropoda; Insecta; Hymenoptera; Formicidae
Source: RefSeq, a predicted model, not a curated record